ACGUAAAGAUUUCCUAGAUGUGUUUCAUUGGAUUAAUAAGCUUCAAUAAAACUUGUUGUGAAAUUUGCAGAAUUCAGUAUUGCUUUAAUUUCAAACAUUAUAUAUGGUACCUUAUUGUUAGGUAAUACUUAAGUACCUAUCCGCAUUAUGAAUAAAAUGAUGAACGAAACAGAAAAUUCACAGCAUGGUCCAGAGGUUGAUUUGAAAUCUGACGUACCCAAUAAAUUACAAGAAACUCGAGUUGAAGUCGACAAGGUGAUAAAAAUCAUGCAGGAUAAUGUGAACAAAGUUUUAGAAAGAGAUGAUAAACUUCAUAAACUCGAUGAUAAAGCAGAUGCGUUGUUACUACAUUCAUCUCAGUUUCAAUCCCAAGCAGUAACAUUGAGACGUAAAAUGUGGUGGAAAAAUAAAAAGAUGAUGUUACUUUUGGGUUCAGUUGGAGCAUUUCUAUUUCUAUUUAUUAUUUUAUGAAUAGGUACUGAAUUUGAAUAAUUUGAAUAUCAGCAUAAUGAAGAUAAAAUUGUUAUUAUUUUUAAUGAUAAACGGUCAAUAAUUGUAUUGUAGGUAUUGUAUUAUAAAUGCCUACAUGUUUUUUAAGUAAAGAAAGCAAAAAUUCAAUAUUUACUUACCUAAUUCGAACAGCUUUGUCCAUCAAGAUUCACGAGGACUUCCCUAUAGAUUGAUAGACCCUACCUACACUUUGUGAUCGAAAUUCUGUGAUGCAAAAAAUGUUGUACAAAUCAAUUUCUGAAACGAAUGGAAACUUCAUGUUUCGUAUUCUCUACUUCUCAAAUUACCUAAUUAUCUGGGUGCUCAAUAGGCUAUACCAGUAGGGUUAUGCAUCACAUGGUAAUUGCAAGUUUUUUUAAAUUCAAAGAUUUUGGUUUAAAAAGCAUCUUUAAAACUUUGAAAACGAACCAGAAUUCCAAAAACAUAGAAAAUAAAAUAAAUAGAUAAGGAAAUAAACAAAUUACAGAAAACAUACCCGUUUUUAUUUCAAGCUUUUUAAAACAGCAACGUAGGCCAAUAGUUAGGUAGUAUAGGUAGAGGUACCUAUAUCUCUCUGUUGCCUUGGGAGUGCUUGAUAUUUCUGAACACCUGUAGCGAUACGCCGAUACCCAUACUAUACCUACCCAAUGUUUUGAAUUUUUGAACGAAGGUGAAAUUUUUUUUCCAAUUUUAUUCAGAUUGAUAUUCUUUUUAGUGUUGAAUAAGAUAUACCUACGUACAAAAAAUGGGCAAUGGCAAAUCUUUUUUGCAGAAAAUGAGAAACUGGCUUCAUAUAAUAGCGACGACGACGUCACCUCAACCAGUGGUCAAAAAUUAGUUUUUGAUUACUAAAGAAAACAACAAGAGCUGACUUUUUGUAUAAAAAAAAUAAUGAAUAUAAAAUGUUUUUUUCAUUAAAAAUAACAUUCAAAGUUAAACUCAAAAGUCAAAACAACAAUAAAAUCAAUAAAAAUUUGAAAAAUUUCUUAAAUUAAAACUAACCAAAAAAAUAAUGACAUGAAAAAUUGAAAACAAUUGAAAUACCUAUACCUAUAACCUUAAAAAUUAAAAUUGAUGAAAUAGCUCGGAAUUUGAGCAAAAUUUCGUGAAAAUUCCGUAGAUUUUUAAACAUUAGAAUUCAGAAAACAUACAUGAUGAAAAAAUACAACUUUUUGUACACCAAAAAUUUUUAAAAAUAAAUAAUCCAUAUAUAAAUCGUGCGAUUUUGCGAUUUUAAUGGUUUCGGCUUUGUUCGUUUCAAAUUCGGGACAGUUCGGAAAUCGAACUCGAAUACAAUGUAAACACCUCGUGAACUCGUAACUUCGUAACGUAAGUUCGUAACUGAUAACUCACUCGAAAAUUCAAAAUUUCGAUUCGGUAACAAAAUAAUGUGAUAAAAUAUUUAAUUUAACUAUUAUUUUAAUUAUUUUUGAUGAUCUCAAGAAAUGUUCUUGUAUAGUUUUCCAUAAUGAACUUUCAGUGAAGGAAAAACGUAUUUAAAAUCACUUUUGACUUACUAUUUCUAUCUGUGAGAAAUUAAAUCACCCCCUUUAUUAUGUCAACAAAAAAGUAUGUUCAAAAAUUUCGUAAGAGUUGGCUAGAUCGUGAUGAACUCCGAGAAUGGCUGGUAGAGAAUCCAAACCUUGAUAAUAGAAAAUACGGCGGAUACUGCGUCUAUUGUAACACCGCUUUACCGAGCAAAUUAUACGAUCUCCAGAGCCACGCCGCUUCUAGAAAACACGCCAGAAAUGUCAGCGAACAGACAAGAAUUGAAGUUAAAGUGGAAAAGCUAGUCCAAGACGACGAGAUGGAUUCCAAAGAAGACCAGUUGGGACAAUAUAUAGCCAACCAAUUGAAACUAAUAAAGAAUAAGAAAAUCUAUGAAGAAGUGAAAUGGGACAUUAUUCAAACACUUCAAAGUGCGUUAAUGAAUCAACCCUCGGAGUCUGAAGAAAUUGAAGCGUGAUUGUUUUAUGUACUUAGUGACAUUUGAACAUUUCUUAUGAUUUUAAUUUUUUUUUUUUUGUUGUUUUCUAUAUGAUGUGUAUAGAGAAAAUUGAUGUAUUUGAUACCAGAAAAUUCCUAUCGUAUUAAGUAACGUAUUCUCACCUGUGAAAUUUUCCGCCACUCUGAGUGUCUGAAAAGCGAGUAUUACUCUUGUAUAAUUUAAGAGUAUUUUUUCGUGGAAACUUGAAAUGCUGCAGUUUCUUUAUCGUGUAAGCAAUGUGUAAUUUAUUAUUUAUUUAUUAUAACUGCAGUAUUUCAUAUUUUUUCUCGUCGCCUAAUUGUUAUUUUAAAUUAACUAUACGAGUGACUGAUGUUAAAUUGUAAUAAAACGUGUAAUUUGUCCUUCUG
Planococcus citri (citrus mealybug) is the source of this 2844-nucleotide messenger RNA. Its product is annotated as synaptobrevin-like. Lineage: Eukaryota; Metazoa; Arthropoda; Insecta; Hemiptera; Pseudococcidae. The transcript is spliced from 6 exons. The record is from RefSeq and is a predicted model, not a curated record. Gene Ontology annotation, cellular component: SNARE complex; plasma membrane. The coding region runs from base 148 to 471 and encodes 107 amino acids. Gene Ontology annotation, biological process: vesicle fusion; vesicle-mediated transport. Gene Ontology annotation, molecular function: SNAP receptor activity; syntaxin binding.